Messenger RNA from Sipha flava (yellow sugarcane aphid), 2307 nucleotides. RefSeq names its product acetylcholinesterase-like. The record is from RefSeq and is a predicted model, not a curated record. NCBI's taxonomy places the organism in Eukaryota, Metazoa, Arthropoda, Insecta, Hemiptera, Aphididae. Gene Ontology annotation, biological process: acetylcholine catabolic process; choline metabolic process. Gene Ontology annotation, cellular component: plasma membrane. Gene Ontology annotation, molecular function: acetylcholinesterase activity.
AACACUCGUGUACGUCUGACGAAAAUUUAUUGAAAACAAAUUAUACAUAAUCAAAAGCGAUUAAAAAAAAUAAAAAUAAAAACUAUGAGCGUAGACUGCGUAUACACUAGUGCGGUAGCUUUGCUGCUGUGCUGUUCGGCCAUCCUGGGUCGGCCAUCGUCCAAUGGUGGCGCGGACGGUGGUGGCGGCGCCGGCGGCGGUGGAGGAGGCGGUGGAGGCGGCGGUGGCGGUGGCAGCGGUGGCGGCAGUAGUGGCGGCUCGGCAGCGGAUGACACGGAGGAGAACCCGGUGGUGGUGACCAGCACGGGAAUGGUGCAAGGGUACACGAAGAUCAUUGCCAACCGCGAGGUGCGCGUGUACACGGGCAUACCUUUCGCCAAGCCGCCCGUGGGCCCGUUGCGGUUCCGACGACCCGUUCCCAUGGACCCGUGGACCGGCGUGUUGAACGCCACCAAGCUGCCGAACACGUGCUACCAGGAACGGUACGAGUAUUUCCCCGGUUUCGAGGGCGAGGAGAUGUGGAAUCCCAACACCAAGCUCUCCGAAGACUGCCUUUACCUCAACAUUUGGAUACCACGGAAACAGCGUACCCGACACCAUUCCAACGCCGCGCAUCAUGCCAAGAUACCGGUACUAGUGUGGAUCUAUGGCGGAGGGUACAUGUCCGGCACGUCGACUCUGGACAUCUACGACGGCGAUCUUCUGGCGGCCACGUUCGACGUGAUGAUCGCGUCCAUGCAGUACAGGCUGGGCGCGUUCGGUUCGCUGUACUUGGCGCCCGAGCUGCCGAAUGACAGCGACGACGCGCCCGGCAACAUGGGCUUGUGGGACCAGGCGUUGGCAAUCAAGUGGAUCAAAGAGAACGCGGCGGCUUUCGGCGCCGACCCGGACACGAUCACGUUGUUCGGUGAAUCGGCUGGCGGUGGAUCGGUGAGCGUGCAUCUGAUUUCGCCGAUGACCAGAGGUUUGGUAAGACGCGGUAUCAUCCAGUCCGGCACAGUGAACGCGCCUUGGAGCUACAUGACCGGCGAACGAGCAAUCGAUAUAGCUAAAAAGCUGUUGGACGACUGCAAGUGCAACUCGUCCGCACUAGCCAGCAACCCCAUCGGCACCAUGUCGUGCCUGAGGUCCGUCGACGCGAGUGUCAUAUCGAAGAAGCAGUGGAACAGCUACACCGGCAUCCUGGGAUUCCCGUCCGCGCCCACUGUAGACGGGUCCUUCCUACCUGAACACCCGCUCGACAUGUUGGCAAAAGCCAACUUUUCCGACAUCGACAUACUCAUCGGCAGCAACUUGAACGAAGGAACGUACUUUUUACUAUACGAUUUCGUCGAUUUUUUUGACCGAACUUCGGCUACAGCAUUGACAAGGGAAAAAUUCGUACAGAUAGUAAACGUAAUAUUCAAAGAUAGAACACAACUGGAAAGAGACGCAAUCAUAUAUCAGUACUCGGGAUGGGAGAAAAAAGAAGUGGACGAUAUAUAUUCAAACCAGAAACAAUUGAGUGACAUAGUGGCAGACUACUUUUUUGUAUGCCCGACCAACUUGUUUGCCAACAUUGUAUCAAGUCGUGGAGCUCGCGUGUACUAUUAUUUUUUCACCCACAGAACGGAUUCACAUUUAUGGGGUGAUUGGAUGGGCGUGUUGCACGGCGACGAGAUGCAAUACGUGUUCGGCCAUCCUUUGAACAUGUCAAUGCCGUACAAUGCUAGAGAAAGGGAUUUGAGCAUAAGAAUUAUGGAAGCAUUCACCAGAUUCUCGUUGACUGGAACCCCUGUCUCGGAUGACAUUGAAUGGCCAUUAUAUAAUGAAACAAGACCAAUAUAUCACGUAUGGAAUGCAGCGGAAUUGGAUGUGGGUUAUGGGCCUAGGGCGACUGAAUGUCAAUUUUGGAACGGAUUUUUCCCAAAAAUAGCACGAGCACUGGAAGAAAGCAGUAAGACUACAUGUGAAGAUUAUUCUGAUUUUAUACCUGCAACCAACGAGAACUGUACGCUCCCAACAUCGUCCACUGCUACCAAACAACAAGUUUUCUUCGUUAUAUUUAUCAUAAUUCUACCGGCACAUGGAUUAUUCUAAAUUAAAAAAUUAAUAACUAAAACAUGAUAAAAGGAAAAAAAUGAGAAAUCUAAAACAUUCAACAGCCAAUAAAUGGUGCCAUGGCUCAGAAUGCCAACACUAUACGACAUAUAGGCUGCGAAAUCAAUAUAUACAUAUCAAAAUCACAUAUCAUUUUAAAAUUUAGAUAAAACCUAAAUGGAAUCUAAAACGUGAUAUAAGUGUUAGAAUUAUCAUGAUUUUCAAGUA